AUGAGGUCUGCAGCCGCUGCACCUGAAGUUACCCAAGGAUUUAGUAGGGGUUUCUUGGAAGUUGCUGGCCGUGUCGCUGGCGUAGAACUAGAAAAUUUUAUGUGCCAUGGUCGACUAAAAGUCGAUUUUGAUACCGCUAAUAACAACUGCUUCUACAUCGGGGGACCAAACGGAAGCCUCGGUGGUCGAGGAAACGAUAAUGACCGUGGACCAUCCGUGAAAACCUACAUUAAAGAAGGUAAA
Molecule: messenger RNA, 243 nt
Organism: Ostertagia ostertagi
Lineage: Eukaryota; Metazoa; Nematoda; Chromadorea; Rhabditida; Trichostrongylidae
Source: the annotation of a GenBank genome assembly